AUGGCCACUACUUUAGAUCAAAAUGUAGUACCAAAGUUGAAGGGAAAAUUUCAAGCAGAAGUAGUUUGUUUCGUUCUUGGACUCGGAUCCCUUGUUGCGUGGAAUAGUAUGAUGACAAUCGGAGACUACUACUACAAACUGUUUCCUACGUACCAUCCUUCUCGAGUACUCACCAUAAUUUAUCUACCAUUUUCACUUGUGGCAAUGGUAAUACUGACACACAACGAGUCGAGGAUUAACACUAGGAUGCGAGUCAUAACCGGAUACACUAUUUUCUUCAUCUGCACUUUGUUAGUUCUUGUUGUAAAUCUAGCAAUAUCGGGGAAAGGAGGAAUUGUACAUUAUAUUGGCUUAUGUGCUCUUUCUGCUAGUUUUGGUGUUGCAGAUGCUCUUGUUCAAGGUGGCAUGGGUGGAGACAUGUCCUUUAUGUGUCCUGAGUUCAUUCAGUCCUACUUUGCUGGUUUAGCGGCCUCGGGAGUUCUAACAUCUGGUUUGAGAUUUCUCACCAAAGUGGCAUUUGAGAAAUCGGAUAAUGGACUUCGAAAAGGGGCUUGUAUGUUACUCCUUUUCACUAGUGGAAAUAUAAAUCAAAAUCAGUUUUAA
Messenger RNA from Trifolium pratense (red clover), 603 nucleotides. RefSeq names its product equilibrative nucleotide transporter 3-like. Gene Ontology annotation, molecular function: nucleoside transmembrane transporter activity. NCBI's taxonomy places the organism in Eukaryota, Viridiplantae, Streptophyta, Magnoliopsida, Fabales, Fabaceae. Gene Ontology annotation, biological process: nucleoside transmembrane transport. The transcript is spliced from 5 exons. Gene Ontology annotation, cellular component: plasma membrane. The coding region runs from base 1 to 603 and encodes 200 amino acids. The record is from RefSeq and is a predicted model, not a curated record.